UUGUGUUACGUUUCUUCCGUUGACGCUUGCCUAUAUAAAGGGAUGGCAGCGGCAGAGCCCUCACUCUUGUUGUGUUUGCUGGAUUGCAGUGGUUUACAUUCUACAGAAACUUAACCCACUGGAACCCGAAGAUGCCAGAGGCGAAACCAGCUGUUCAAAGCCAAUUCGUCAACCGGCUUGCCAGCCUUCCGGCUGUGACGUCCGCUUUGGAUACCGCGAAGCAGUCCUAUGUCCACCUGAAGGACUUCAACGGACUUUUGGGUUACGCUCUUGAUACGGCCGAGCGUUCUGCGUCUUUCGCUGUGGAUCAGUCGAAGCCACUUCUAGAGAAGUUCGCUGGUCCUCUCCAGUAUGUUGACGGGCUCGCAUGUAAGGGCCUCGACAAGGUUGAGGAAUCUUUCCCGCUUGUGAAGAACCCACCUGAAAAGAUUGUCGCCGAGGCAGCGAACUUCGGACGCAAGAAAUACGAUAAUGCUGUGGAGUAUGGGGCGGCGAAGCUGGACUCUUUGAAGCAGUACUCGUCCCAAACUCUGCACGUGCUGAGUCACCCACGUGAGACAAUCUCUACUGCUUACACGGCCUACAGUACCAUGGUCUUCGACUACACAGAGAAUGCUCUACAAGCUGUCGAGGAUGGACUCACAAAGCAUAUGCAAAACUUGGGCAUUGAUUCCUCUACACAAAACAACCAAACAUCGAAGGAUCUGCGGUCCCGUCUCGGAUCUUUGUCUUCAAAAGCCAAGGUCUGUUUGACGGAACACGCCCACCAACAGGUUGUCCACUUCAACGACUCCGUCGCCAAAUUAAGCCAAGCCAUCGAAGUCGUUCAACAGAUGAAAGCAGGUCUUCUAAACAAGGAAAAGUCCUUCCAGGAAGUCUUGAGGGAACUCGGCAAAAACAAUGCGUGGCUUAAGACUGUUCUGUCGGAUCCCGACCCUAAUGCACCCCAGACCCUUUCCCGUCAGGCCUACGUCGUCGCGUCUAACAUUGUUAACCAAACCAACGCUUCUCUCGGCAACCAGUUUCCAGUCGUCAAGAAGCUCCAGGAUGACCUAUCUUCGCGCAUCGCUGUCGUAAUACAGAAGUAUACGCCUCACGACGAUGUUACGAGUCUUGCUACCGCCGCGGUUUCAAAGUUGAAGCAACAAGUAGACCAGGUCCUCAAGGUUACCGUUCAGGCCACAGACUUCGCGUUCAGCUUCCUCGUGUACGUGCCUAUCCUGGACAAGUUUACCUCCAAAAGUCCUUCUCCGAACACCUCAACCGAUGCUGUGUCAGAUUUCGAAACGAAUUCUGAGGAGUCUUCAGAGUAACUUCUAUUAUCCUGUUAUUUAACGCCUUUUGUUCAGUGUACUGGUUUUCAUUAAACUUGUCUUUUUUACACCACAAA
Molecule: messenger RNA, 1390 nt
Organism: Ornithodoros turicata
Lineage: Eukaryota; Metazoa; Arthropoda; Arachnida; Ixodida; Argasidae
Product: perilipin-5-like
Exons: 6
Coding region: 132-1313 (393 amino acids)
Biological process (GO): lipid storage; positive regulation of triglyceride storage
Cellular component (GO): cytosol; lipid droplet
Source: RefSeq, a predicted model, not a curated record